AUGUCUAAUUCUCAAAACCCUUCCCCUGCUGAAAAAGAAUUCAACAACAAACCUACAAAAAGGUUCAGAGUAAAACAAUCAUUGCCAACUUUAGGAUUGUCAUCACUCCAACAUAAAAAAAGAGUUAGAUAUGAAAAUUCUGCUGAUACUAUUUUAAUACCAGGCGUUAUAUAUAUUUCUGGAUAUGUUCCAGCGGAAGAUCCAGUAAAAACUACAUCUGAAGCUCCAUCUGAAGCUCCAGUCGCUGUACAAGAUCUAUCACAAGUGCCAAUAACACCACAAUCUUCUGUUCCAGUACAAGAAAUUUCAGUACAAGAGGCCCAAGAUCAAACACCAGAUCAAAUUCAAGAUCAAAUUCAAGCUUCAUCAAAUACCUUAGAGGAAACUUUAAGACAAGGGCUAUUAAUUGAAACUUCAAAGACUACAUCUGCUACAAACCCAGCUCUUUUCAUUUUAUCAUUAGCUUAUGUUUUACAUUGUAUUAAUGCUACGACAUUGGAACAUUCACAGAACUGA
Messenger RNA from Hansenula ciferrii, 516 nucleotides. RefSeq lists its product as uncharacterized. The record is from RefSeq and is a predicted model, not a curated record. The coding region runs from base 1 to 516 and encodes 171 amino acids. The transcript has 2 exons. NCBI's taxonomy places the organism in Eukaryota, Fungi, Ascomycota, Saccharomycetes, Phaffomycetales, Wickerhamomycetaceae.